GUAGGGUGCUGGCGGAAGUAGUUUAGUAGCAGAGGGAGGAGCGAGAUAAGAGAUUCCAUGGUUACUGGAGAGAGUCCCUUCCGCCUGACGUCAUUGAGGGCGACGAGCAGCUUUAGUGAGCAAGAUGGCGUCGGGGAGCGGGGUGAGUUCCUGUAAUGCUGUGCACAGUGUGUGCUCCGUCCCCGGGUUAUACGGACUAGAUAAUAACUAUUAGCGGAGUGUGAUGUCACUCAGUGCUCGGGUUUGCUUUGUGGAGCCUGGAAAGCCCCUCCCCCACCCUCUAUGCUAAGUGGCACAGUGAUGGUAGUAUAGGAUGGCUCCAUGUUCCCUGUAUUAUCACUGGAGAUCAGAGUAAUGGGACAUUCUAUCGCAGAACGCACUGAGAAGACCUCGAAACAUAUAUUUUAUCCAGCCAUGGCAUAUGAUGCUAGAAAAUGGCAAAGAUAGUGAUAUUGAAAGCUUGCACUCCUGUUAAUGUAGCCAGUAAAGGUGCUGUUUCUCUCUACUUGUCAUUCAUUUUCAAAUGCUAAUUAUUUGGUAUGCAUCUUUCUUAGAGGGACACUAUAGUUUAAUGAAGCAGUUUUGUUAUAUAGACCAUGCACCUGUAGUCCCAAUGCUCUAUUCACUGCCAUUUAGGAGUUACAUCACUUUUAUUUCUGUUUAUGCAGCCAUAGUCAUCUCCACUGCCUAGGGCUGUAUAAUUAUAUAAGAAAUUAUAAUUUUAACAUAGUUUGCAAUAAAGGAAGUUUUAACAUUAACUCUCUCUUUACAUAAAGUGUUUAGGAUAGCUGUGAAUGUCAAACAUCAACAUAGUGAUUUUAACUCCUAAAUGGCAGAGAAUUGAGCACUGAGACUGCAUGGGCAAGAUCUAUUUACCAAAACUCCUAAGUUAAGCUAAAGUUGUUUUGGUGCCUAUAGUGUCCCUUUAAUAAACCACUCUAAAAAUAUAUAUAUUUUUUUAUUUUUUUUAAUCUAAAUUUGUUCAAACUGUUGGUGGUAUGGCAUAGACAUAGAACAACAAACAUGAAUGCCUGAUUACAUUGCUUCUGCAGCAAGGGUAAAUAAAAUUGCAUCCAAAGUAACUACAACCAUUAGUUUGCUAGUCUUGUUCCAUGUCUGUCAUGGCCACAUGAAGCAAACAAAAAUAAUUCUUUCUUAUUCCAAACCAUUGGAUAAAUCAAUCUAUAAGUGGCAAUUGCUUCUUAGCAUCCACUUUUCCAUUCAGAUAGGGACAGGCCUCAGACUCCUUAAUUGCAACAACAAUUUUUGAGUCUGAUGACUUCACAUUACAGAUGAAAACCAUUCUACAGGAUCUAUGCAGGGAUCUAGAGACAGAUGUUGCUCAACUGACCAGCGUUUUGAUAGAAACCAUCAAUGAUACAAAACACCACAUAAAUAAAAUUGAGCCGCAGAUGGACAAUGUAAAUUCACAUAUGUGACUUGAGGACCUCCAUUUGCCCAUUGACAACAAAAUUUGCCCUGUGCAGUUAAAACGUGAUAUAUAGUAGACUGCUCUUGGUUAAUGUAACAAAAAAAGAAAAAAGUAACAAAAAAAGAAAACACACCACAAAUAAUGCAUAUGCAAGCAAACCUACUAAAAAAGUGUGCCCUCUAAAACAUCAAUACAAUAGUGAAAAACAGAAAAGUAGGAAUGCCAAAAGGGUGAAGUAAUCACUUCUAAGGUUUAAAUGAAAAUAUACAACCUUAUAUAAUAACAGCGUGAUGAACAAUAUCUGUAAAAAGAUAUAUAAAUCGCAAAUAGAGUAAUACGAGUGUGAAUGUAUGGACACGCAGGAUGUAUAUAUUGAACUCACAAAAUAUAAGUGAAUAUCAGGAAUAUCCACUGGACUUAUAAUAUUGGCAAACUAUGAUAAAAUCAAUUACAGUACUGUCAAACCAUAUGAGCGCCCUUUAAAAGUGUUUGUUUGUUAAUAUAGUUUAGUUGAAUUGCUUACUGGACAAAAUGUUAGCAAGAGGGCACCCUAUCUGACCUUUGUUGAUAUUCUUUUAACUCUCGUCAUAGCUGAGUUUUCAUUGUUGUUUGUGUUAGGAAGUCUUUUAUGGGUUACUGUUAAUGAGUGGUAAAUGUGGAGGUCUGAAGGUAUAAAAUCGAGGAGCAAGUGUUAAUGGUGGAACUGGUUACAUGGUGGUGGAGAUUUCUAAUUCAGGACCAGUGGAGUUUAAAGUAGUAGCUGGAAAGCAGCUUUUUGGAAGUUUUAAUAGGAUUUAUUAGUGCAUAAUGAUCACUUUUUGUUUAGAGAAUGCUGUAAAGUUUGUGAGGUUAGUUUAGACCGAAAAUGGAAAAGGUGCAAGUUGCAUUGUAACUAUUAGUGAAAAGUAAUUCUAUUGCUCAUUAGAUGAAAAAUCUGUAUUCAGGAGGAAUUUAAAAUGAAGCCUGUGUUAGGAUUAAAACUCACUGUGUUUGAUUUUCUUUAAAGCACCGCACCUCACCUCACCAAUGUAACUGAAUAUUUCAUACAUAUAGAAUCUUUAUGAAAUACUGACAUUGACAGUGAUGGCAUUUCAUUAAAAUCAAAGUGCAGACAAAAUGUAUCAUAAGACCAAUUAUUGACUAAUUUGUCUUAUGAUAAAGCCCAAAGUUGAGAAAAUGUGACCAAAGAACAGGUGACCACUUCAGAGAAAAUAUCUACCCUCUGCUGCUAUACUUCUUGGUCUCCAAACUCCAUGUGGGGAUGUCACCUGUGAAGGUAACAGAACCACUUUAAUAUUGUGUACUUAUUAUAAUAAAGCAGGCUUAGUUAGUUACUACUAUGCAGUGUCAUUGGCAGUGAAUAGGUUGAUUGGUAUGAGCUUCCUCAUGAAAAAAUACUAUAUUGUACUAAUGCUAUGUUUUGGUGUAUUUUGGAGUGGAACAAAUUUCUUCUUCUUUUGUAUGAAGAUGUCGGGCUAUGUUUUUUGUUUUUUUUCCUGGACAUCAGCAACUAUGUUUUACUCAUUUAUUUAUAAAAUAUUUUACCAAGAAAGAUACAUUGGGAUUUCUCUAGUUUUCAAGUAUGUCCCUGGUCCACAAAACAUUGCAUGGAUACAAUAGGGUACAAUAAAAUACAAAAACAAUAUUAAUACACAAUAUAUACAAAAUGUAACCUAGAACAGGUAGGAAAUAUAUAAUCAACCAUGACAGGUGCAUUCCUUUAAGAGAUAUGUAGAGAGGGAUCCAUAAUUGCGUCACUCUGUAGGAGGAGGAGGAUCGGGCUGCUUUCUUUUUGUAUUGAGGUAGACUAAAUAAAGUGCUGGUACUGGAUUGGAGGUUAUAGGAGGUGGGAACCGCUGAGGGGAGCAGCCCAGACAAGCCUUUAAACACAAGGCUGGAAAGAUGAAGGGUGCGUCUGGAUUCCAGCGACAGCCAGUUUACUUCUUUUAGCAUGUCACAAUGGUGGGUCCUGUAAUUUCAUUAGAGCACAAAUCAGCAGAACGAGUUAAACAUUGUAUUGAGUUUAUUAAUGUGGGAUUGCGGUGCAGGUGCAUAUACAACAUCCCCAUAAUCAAUGAUAAAAAGGAAUUGCCGCUCUUCUGGGAUUUACAACAUUGAAUAAAACAUUUAAGAUCACCUUAUGACUUGUGUUAACCUUUUUAUAAGAUGCUCAGUUUUCUUUUAAAUGUUAUAUUUAAGAUUUUCCAAAUUAAUGGAACAUUAUAGGCACUCCACCCUUAAACUCUAUAGUUGAAAACAUUGCCGUUUUGUUGGAACGCCAAUGUUUACAUUGCAGGCCUAACCUGCCUCUAAUGACUGUCAAUAUGGGAACCCUAGAGGUGUUUCCGUAAUACUCUGCUAUAUUAGUCAGAGGGUCUUAGGAGAUCAUCUGAUUAUUGCAGCAUGGCAUUUUGUGGCCAAUGCACACUAGCCUUCUAGUGCUAUCCUAUGGAAAAUCAUUGGCUUGGCUGAGAUCAUUAAGAUUGAUUAUCUCAGGCAUGGUAUCGUGGCCUGCCAUGGUGUGGGAGAAAAGGUGAGUCAAAUCGCCUUUCCCAUGCAAUCAGAAGGGGCCUGGUCAAAGAGACACGCACGCACUGAUUUGACACACAUUUUUUCAUACACUAACAACUUUUUUUUUUUUAUAUAAUUUAUCUCCACCCAGCCUCCAUACGUUUGGGAGAGCUAGAGUGGAUCCUUUUCCUGUGGUCCAGUGAGGAUCAUUUCUAUGGAGUCCAGUGUGGCAGCUUUCAUCCUCCUGCUCUUCUCCCAGUAGGGCGCGCAAGUGAGCAGAGCAGGAAGAUUACAGUUCACUCACGGCCUGCAUUCAUUCUACACAGCUGCUCGCCUCCAUUCACUCCCAGCCAGCUACCUCUGCUGAGUGGGCUGGCAAACACCCAGUUGAGCCCAUGGUUUACAUGUCCUUAUAUGUAAUAAAUGUGUUAUUGUGAUGUCUAAAAUAAAGGUAAAUGAGGAAAUCCACACCACCGAUUGUUUAGUUCUGUCUGACUGUCAAUAUUGAGAGAAGUGGGGAAACUAAACUAGCUUAUGUUAUAGAUAAUUUUUUUCAAUGUUUUAUUUAAUAGUGCAAAUUACAGAGAAAUGACAGUUCCUUACUAAAGGGAAACUAUAGUGGCAAAAAAAAGUUUUGGUUUUUUUUUUGGCAAUAAAUCUCCCUAUAGUGUUCCCUUCACCCCUUCUGUCACUUACCUGAUUCCAUUGCCGAUGUCCUUUUGCACUGGUUCACGCUCCCCCGCCAAAUUCAGCCGGCAAGGGGGACCUUAUGUGCAAUGCUUUCCUAUGGGAGUUUCAGGUGAUGCUGGAUGUCCUCUUGCAUAAUGGGAGGACGUCCAGCGUCUGUUAGGAGACCAAAAGUCACCUAACGACCCGAAAGGCUUUCUGGUGGCUGUCUGGUAGACCGCCACUAGAGGUGGAGUUAACCCUGGCAGGAAAUUACUGGUAAGAACUGCAAUAAUUACCAUGGCAGGGUUAAGGGACCUGGGACAUUGCACCCAGACCACUUUAAUAAGCUGGAUGUCUAUAGUGUCCCUUUAAUUUUAAUUAGGUUCCCUAUGACCUUCCACAGCAAUAUUUAUUACCAUUGAUAUUGUACGCUUCCUAAUCACAGAUGUGCAGUAUUUCUGUCUCCUUAACCCUAAUGUAAAACAUUGGAAUAGUUGAGAAACUGCAAUGUUUACAUUGCAGGGUUAACUCCUCCUCUAGUGGCUGUCAUACUGGUUUCCAUCCCACAGACUGAGUGAAACUUAGUCACAUAACGUGGAAACCCCAGAGGAGAGCAUUAAAGGACCACUAUAGGCACCCAGACCACUUCAGCUAGGUCCCUCUAGUUUUAACCCUGCAGCUGAAAACAUAGAGAGAAAACAUUCAGAGCAACUGCUGUGUUUCACUGAGGGUUAAUCCAGCCUCCAGCGGCUGUCUCACUGACAGCCGCUAGAGGUGCUUCCGCGAUUCUCACUGUGAAAAUCACAGUGAGAAGACGCUGGACGUCCAUAGGAAAGCAUUGAGUAAUGCUUUCCUAUGGGCGAUUUGAAUGCGCGCAAAGCUCUUGCCGCGCAUGAGCAUUCUGAGCUGACGUCGGCAGAGGGAGGAGAGUUCCCCAGCGCUGCAGGAGACCGGCGCUAAAGAAAGGUAAGUGGCUGAAUGACCUAAUAGCCCUAAUGACCCUAUAGUGUCAGGAAAACGAGUUAGUUUUCCUGGCACUAUAGUGGUCCUUUAACUCAAUGCUUUACUUUUUGGAAAGUUAAAUGUGUGUGCGGCACUCAUCAUGCAUGCACAUUACAUCUCCAAAGGUUUGGACCCAUUUGCAGGAGGCAUGGCCUCCACUGUGACACAGGCUAUGGAAGAGAGGUCAGCAGUGCUCUGGGAGCCUUGGCACUGAAAUAAGGCAAGUGUUUGCUUUAGGUGGGUGACACCUAUUUAGAGCUAGUGAGUGGGACACAAUAGCAUUUAGAAAUACAGAUUUGUAUUCCUAAGCCUAUAGUAAUAUAACACUAUAACUUAACUUUUGAUUGAGGAUUAGUUCUGAUAUGUUAACUCUGUCCUUUAAGUGAUGAGAGAGAGAGAGUUUUUUUUUGUUUUUGUUUUUUUGAUCAGUAUACAGAUUUUUAAAUGAAUUCAAUUUUAUUUCAUAUAUAUUUUUGCUCUUUCAAAUAUGUAAAAAAUAUUUUAAAUUAAAAACAAGAUCAAAGCUGCUUUAUGUUAUUGCUUCUGUACGGUUUUUUUAAUAAAGUACUAUCAAAUUGCCAGGAGCGAUGGCACCUAAAAUAUUGCUACUUGUACUUGAUCUAAUGGGAUGCUUUAUAGAGAACUUUCUGGAUACAGCUUCUACCCUGCAUGUAGCCUUUCUUAUACUUUUUCUGAAAUUUUAUACAUCAUUUUAUUAUUGCACUUGUGAUAUAUAAUGAAGGUGAAUUUGUCUGGUUUUAUGGAUAUUACAAAUUCUUCUUUAUUCUUUAAGGCUUUUAUUCUUCCCUCUUAGAGUAUGUGUAGGUAGCAUUAGUGGUCACAAUGUAGAUCUCCAGAGUGUUGGUUUACCAAUCCCAUAAUUAUCAGCCAGUUUGAAAAAAUGAAAGAGAAAAUGUCCAGUCAGAUAAUAGUUGGCAGAGCAAAUUUUACACUUUAAGUGAACUUCCACUGCCUUUUCCCCCCUCAGAUACUAAGAAGAACUAAACAAACAAAUACAAUUAAAGGACCACUCUAGGCACCUAGACCACUUCAGCUUAAUGAAGUGGUCUGGGUGCCAGGUCCAGCUAGGCUUAAUCCAUUCUUUUAUAAACAUAGCAGUUUCAGAGAAACUGCUAUGUUUAUGAAUGGGUUAAGCCUUCCCCCAAUUCCUCUAGCGGCUGUCUCAUUGACAGCCGCUAGAGGCGCUUGCGUGCUUCUCACUGUGAAGAUCACAGGGAGAGCACGCAAGCGUCCAUAGAAAAGCAUUGAUAAUGCUUUCCUAUGUGACCGGCUGAAUGUGCGCGCAGCUCUUGCCGCGCGUGCGCAUUCAGCCACAUGGGAGGAGGAUCGGAGGAGGAGAGCUCCCCGCCCAGCGCUGGAAAAAGGUACGUUUUUACCCCUUUCCCCCUUCCAGAGCCGGGCGGGAGGGGGACCCUGAAGGUGGGGGCACCCUCAGGGCACUAUAGUGCCAGGAAAACGAGUGUUUUCCUGGCACUAUACUGGUCCUUUAAAAAUCAUAAAGACAAUCAUAGGGAAGAAAAAAGAGAAGAGAUUGGAUAGGGUCAGGUUGUUACAUUCUCCAAUUUGAGGUUACCUUUUUGUUGAAAGCAGUGAUUACGCAACACAUCCAGAAAACUUUAAAAGGGCACUGUGACCACAAACAUGACAGAAUCUUGUAUUGUAGUGUUGGGCACUAUAGCUGCACUGAUCAGCCGCAACAUUAAAGGACCACUAUAGUGCCAGGAAAACAAACUUGUUUUCCUGGCACUAUAGUGUUAAUAGGUCCCUCCCCCACCCUCAGGGUCCCCCUCCCGUCGGGCUCUAGUGGGAGGAAGGGGUUAAACGCUUACCUUUCUCCAGCGCCCGGCUCCCUUGGCGCUGGGGACUCUCCUCCCUCUUCCGACAUCAUCGUCAAGAGCUGUGCUCGCAUUCAGUUAGUCCAUAGGAAAGCAUUUCUCAAUGCUUUCCUAUGUACGCUGGCGUCUUCUUACUGUGAAAAUCACAGUGAGAAGCGUGGAAGCGGCCUCUAGCGGCUGUCAAUGAGACAGCCACUAGAGGCUGGAUUAACCCUAUUGUAAACAUAGCAGUUUCUCUGAAACUGCUAUGCUUACAGCUGCAGGGUUAACCAUAGAUGGACCUGGCACCCAGACCACUUCAUUAAGCUGGAGUGGUCUGGGUGCCUAUAGUGGUCCUUUAAAACUACCUUUAGGUGAACUGAAUAACAUUGAUCAUAUCAUUAAAUGGCACCUGUCAAGGGGUGGGAUAUAUUAGGCAGCAAGUGAACAGUAAGUUCCUGAAUUUUAUGUGUUGGAAACAGGAAAAAUGGAUAUGCAAAAUGAUAUGAGUGAAUUUAACAAGGGCCAAAUAGUGAUGGCUUGACGACUGGGUCAGAGCAUAUUCAAAAUGUCUUGUUGGUUGUUCCCAGUAUGCAGUGGUUAGUAACUACCAAAGGUUGUGCAAGGAAGGACAAGCGGUGUAAGGGCUAUGGGCGCCCAAGGCUGAUUGAUACAUGUGGGGAGCGAAGGUUAGCCUGUCUGGUUCGAUCACACAGACAAACUACUAGAGCUCAAAUUGCAAAAAAAAUAAAAUAAAAAAAAUGAUGCUGGCCUUGAUAGAAAGGUGUCAAAACAGAAAAUGCAUCGCAGUUUGCUGUGAAUGAGACUCAGAGUCCACCUCAGAAAGCAACUUCAAUUGGGAGGUGAGCAACAGAACUGGACCAUGGAGCAAUCUGAGAAGUUAGCCUGGUCUGAUGAAUCACAUUUUCUUUUAGAUCAGGUGAAUGGUUAUUUACUUGGGGAGCCAGCAGGAAAUACUAUGGGAAGAAGGCAAGCCGGCACAGGAGUGCUAUGCUCUGGGAAACCUUGGGUCCUGGCAUUCCUUUAGGGAUUGGUAGGUACACCCAUUCUUAGCAGUGGCCUCUUUCAGCAGGAUAAUGCACCUUGCCACACUGCAAAAAUUGUUCAGGAAUGGUUUGAGGAACAUGAGAGGUGAAAAUGGCUAAUUACCCAGGUAUGGGGGAGUGUUUGACAUUUAAAGGACCACUAUAGUGCCAUGAAAACAAACUCGUUUUCCUGGCACUAGAGGGUCUUUAGGCCCCCCACCCUCAGGGUCCCACUCUCGCCGGGCUGAAGGGAGAAGAAGGUGUUAAACUCUUACCUUUCUCAAUCGCCGGGCUCCCUCUGCGCUGGGGAAGUCUCCUCCCUCUUCCGACGUCAGCGCUGAAUGUGCAUGCGCGGCAUUCAAUCAGUCCAUGCUGAUGCUUUCCUAUGGACGUAAGCAUCUUCUUACUGUGAUUUUCACAGUGAGAAGCGCAGAAGCGCCUCUAGCGGCUGUCAAUGAAACCAUGAGAGUUUGUAUAUACGCGGGAGGUUUGUAUUCCUAAUACAAUAGUUCUCCUUUAAUGUAUUGUUUGGUUUUUGCAAAGAGCCUAUCCAUGCAAAUAUCUCCCUCCCCCCAUGCUUCUCUCAGGGGAAGUAGUUGAAUGGCUGAGAUGAUAAGUAUUAAUAAUCUCAUCCACAUGAGUAGCAGCAGCUGUGGGGGCGUUUAAUCUAAAUAGGUCACAUAGUACUUGAAUGUUGGGAAUAAAUGUUCCCUUGGGUCCAGUGUACAGCCGGCUGGGGUAGAGUGGAGGCAGCUGUGCGUACUGUAGGCAAGGGAGCUGUGAUCUUCCUACUGUGCUCCAUUGAGUGCUGAGUGAUGUCAUGUUUCGGCCCAGCAUCACUAAGGAGUGUGUGAGAAAGCAGAGCAGGGAGAUCACAGCUCCCUCACCUCCCGCCUACAGUCCACGCAGCCAGCCAUUCCCUCGCCUUGGAGGGAACAGGUUCACAAAUCCAUAGGCGACAGGACAAAAUUCCUGGUUGCGACAGCGCUCCUGUACUCUCAGAGUACCUCCGCUCAAUCAGCUUUCUUGCCAUUGGAAAAAGGAGCCUGAAGCACUUCUACUCCUACUCCUUUCACUGAGGCUUAACUCCAUCUUUUCCACCUGACCAGGCUGCAGCUCUACUUCCAUGCAGAUAUCGUCCACUCUGCCUAUUCCACCGCAGUCUUUCUUCCAGGCAGGUAUCCACCUCUGCAAUAUGAUUUGCUUUUGCCUUUACAAAGGCACUUGGGUCUUUAGGGCCUAGUUCUCUUGACUUAUCCUAGGGCUAGAGUGAUCAUGCACACCCCAAUAAGGCCGAAGACUCUCAGGACCAGCCCAUAUGCAUAUUACAUAAAGCUUGUUGUGACAAACAUAAUAAAAUUCAAAUAACCAAAAUAUGUCAAAAAAUGUACAGAAAAUUGAUUACUUUACUUAUAAAAGGAUGGGGAAGUCAAUAACCAAUACAAAAUAUCUCUUUCCUUCAGAAAUGGCAGUAUGCAAAUUACUUACUCUUGCUAUUCAGGUUGUGCACAUAACAGUUGCUACCAACAGAUGGCACUAUAUACGCUCCACAUCCAAAUCCACCUAAUUGGUAGCAAGCAUCAGCAGGACAGGAGAGCAGACAAAACAAUAAACAAUUACUUUACACACCCUGCACCCAUAAUGGGCACAAGGUGACUAAAACAUUAGAACAGCACAGAGACCUACAUAAAGGGUCCAUUUUAAUAUCCCAAUGCUGGUGACUACUACCACAACGGUGCCUGGGAUUUGUCGAGCCCUGCUUUUAAAUUCAGGCACGCUUUGAGAAGUAAAUAAGAUCUACUUACAUUUUAUACCAAACGGUGCUGACCUUGCCACACCUGAUUGUUGGCCAUUUUAGAUGUCCUUAGGGAUUAAUGUGAACAUUGCCUUUUGGACAGAGUGCAGGGAUGGGAACUUGCAUGACAUCAUUUGAUAUGUUUAUAAAACCUAAAACUUUUGCUGUACUUUGAGCUUGCUGUAUUAAAUAUCUCUUUACAUACAUAUUCGCUAUUGUCUAUAGAAAUUUUAUGUUCAUCUUCAUGGUUCUCUGUCCUUUUGAUAUUUGAACUUUUUUUUUUUUUUAAUUAUUUUUAGUCGAAAAAUGCAGAUUUUCGUCGGAAAUGGGACAAGGAUGAAUAUGAAAAACUUGCACAGAGACGAAUUACAGAAGAAAGAGAAAAGAAAGAUGGUUUGUAAUAAUUUGUUAAUCAAGUUUUGUAAUCCCAAAUUACCAGUGAGCACUGCAUUUAUUUUAUUUAGUACACACCUUGAUUUAGUUAUUGAGGUUAAAGGGACACCCCAGGCACCAAUACAACUUUAAUGCAUUUGGUUCAUUUUGGCCUCAUUAAUAGGCUUUAUUACAUUUUAUUGUUUUGAGUGUUCAAUGCUUUUAUAGUUUUUACACACAAAAAAGUAAAUGUUUUGCAGAAUGCUGCACUGUUAGCCUGCCCUUUAGCUACACCCUCUCACUGUAGAAAAAUACAUCUUUAUCAAAUGUAUGCACACAUCUCAUUGACUGUACUGAGUGAUCUGAACUACACAGCAACCUGCAUUAGAAGGACAUGGCACACCCAAGAAGACAUAGCAAUAUAUCACUACCUGUUUUCCUUAUUACGCCUUUUCCUAAUAAUUUCUGGCUGUCUGCAGCCAGGUUGUGAAUUAAAAAUGACUCAAUCAGUGCUGUUGAGGCUAAGACUGUGUGCAUACAUUUGAUCAGGAAGCAUUUCUGGUGUGAGGGCUGUGUGACUAAGGAGGCAGGCUUAUGCUGCAGUUUUUUAUUUUAGUUUUUUAUUUGUGCAAAAAUUAUUGAACGCGUAAAGAGUACAGCAUACUAAUGAGACCAGAAUUUAUCAAAUCAAUCUGUCAUUAAAGCAUCGCUGUAGUGUCAGGAACACAAACAUGUAUUCCUGACACUAUAGUGGCAAAAUAGCGAACUAUUUAGGUCCCCGACCCCCUCUCUUGGCAGAACGUGUUUACUUACCUUUUUUCCAGGACCACCGUGGCAGGCCCCACCUAGCUCCGCUUCCCUGGCUGAGAUCAUCAAACAAUGCUUUCCCAUAGGAAAGCAUUGGGAGGCUAUUGCACAUGUGUUGCAAAAUGCAGCUCUGCACCAGUUUGCAUCAUCAGCUCCUUAUAGAGAUUCGUUGAAUCAGUGCAUCUCUGUGGAGUAUGUUCAGCAUCUGGAUGCAGGAAGUGGAGGCAUUGACACAGCAAGCACCUCUAGUGGCCACCUGAGUGACUGCCACUAAAGGUGUUACUAGGCAGUAAUGUAAACACUGCCUUUUCUCUGAAAAGGUAGGGUUUACAUAAAAAAGCCUGCAGGUACAGGCUAUAGACACGAGAAACACUACAUUAAGAUGCAGUUGUUCUGAUGACUAUAGUAUCCCUUUUUAAAGUUUUAUUGGUGCCGGGAUGUCCCUUUACAAUGUUUGUGUGAUGCACACACUUUUUUGUUUUAAAAAGAGUUCAGCAAGCCAUUUUAUGAUUCCUUUAAGCAAAAAAAAGUGCAAUAAAUAAAAGUAAAAAGAUAAUGGGGUGGAAAUUCUUUUUCACAUCAUUGCACAUUUUAUGCCCAUAAUUAUGAUUAUAAUUAUCCCAUGAUUAUUAUUAUUUCUAAAGCGCCAACAAAUUCUACAGCGCUGUACAAUGGGUGGAUGAACAAACACAUAAUUGGACACACAGAAAUAGAGGGGAUGAGGACUAUGCUCAAUGAGUCUACAUGCUAGAGGGAGUGAUAUUCAGUCUCUGUAAAAUAUAAAUUGAGAGAAAGAAGUAUGGCAUAACCUGAUAUUGUGAAGUUUAAAGUUGAUGAAAACCAUGUAACCUACAAUACUUUUACUAAACAAUACGUGAAAUCUGCUUAUAAUUUCUUUUUUAGGCAAACCUUUGCAGCCCCCUGUUAAGAGGGAACUUCUCAGACACAGAGACUACAAGGUGGAUUUGGAAUCCAAGCUGGGAAAAACCAUUGUCAUCACCAAAACCACUCCACAAUCAGAGAUGGGAGGGUAAGAAUGUUGUUGACAAUAUUGGGGUUUGUUUGAUGUUCUUCAUAUUUGACUUAGUCUGGCGUCCUGGUCAGGCGAGUUUUGUCUUUGUUUCAUGCGAAUAGCAGCAGUGCAGUACUUGUGUAUUUUGCUAAAUCUAGUGUGCCUAGCCCUGCCUAAACAGGCGGUGAAGGCAAUGGGCUCAUAAUUCAUUUUAUUUAAUUUUGAUUGUAAAAAAAAUUAUCACUAGUUUUGAUCUCCCGGCCAAUCCAGUGCUUUCCCCUACAGAAGAGGAGGAGCUGAGCGGAGCCUCCCUCUGUUUUAGGUUAUAAAUUUCUGAUUUCAAGAGCAAUCAGCAAUUCUAUAUAUAAAUCCUAUUCGUUCAGCAUAAGUCAGUGCUUCUCCAUGAUUAUAUUGGUAUCUUCUAAAUAUUACUGUUUCAAUUUACGGAAGUCCAUAACUAGGCAAAUAUAUUAAAUAUCAUUUUAAAUAAAAGCUGCAAAAUAAAAGCAUAAAUAAAAUACAAUGUCACUUUUUGAAAGAUGCAAAUCUCUAAAAUUAUGCUAGCAAAUGUAUGCAUACAUCAUGUCACUCUGUUCCUAGACUCCCUAGCCAGCACCACUAGUGCUGACUAGGGAAUCACCAUAGCAACCACAGCGCAUGCAGUGUGAUUCCUGUGGGUGGUCUCUUCUGCUUUAAGUAUCAAUGAUUGCAAGGUGGUUUAAAUCCCUUUUUAAAUAGGGUUUUCUUCCAAAUUAUACAUUUUGCAUGCAGGAAUGCAGGCCUGUUGGGCAUUUCUAGGGCGACCACGUCUGGCUCUCUGGAUGUCACGGUGAGAACCGUGACAGUACCCCCACUUUAAGAUCGCCCUCUGGGUGUGAACAGGUUCUUCAUAGAGGUCGCAUUCACCCUCUUCCUCUAAAAGGUCAAAAACAUUCUCUGGCAGGAGGUAUGUUCUCCCAUAUACAUCCAUGCCCUAUGCAUGGCAUUCUUCCAGAUUUUUUAGGGAGAGGUAUUAGCAGUAGAAAGAGGGAAGUGCUCAUGCCAUUGUAAAAAACACUGGUGAGACCUCACUUGGAGUAUUGUACGCAGUACUGGAGAUCGUAUCUUCAGAAGGAUAUUGAUACCUUAGAGAUGGAUUGCAGGGUAAAACUUACCAGGAAAGGUUAAAGGAUCUUAACAUGUAUAGCUUGGAGGAAAGACGAGACAGGGGGGAUAGGAUAGAAACAUUUAAAUAUAUAAAGGGAAUGAACACAGUAAAGGAGGAGACUAUAUUUAAAAGAAGAAAAACUACCACAACAAGAGGACAUAGUCUUAAAUUAGAGGGACAAAGGUUUAAAAAUAAUAUCAGGAAGUAUUACUUUACUGAGAGGGUAGUGGAUACAUGGAAUAGCCUUCCAGCUGAAGUGGUAGAGGUUAACACAGUAAAGGAGUUUAAGCAUGCGUGGGAUAGGCAUAAGGCUAUCCUAACUAUAAGAUAAGGCUAGGGACUAAUGAAAGUAUUUAAAAAAAUUGGGCAGAAUAGAUGGGAUGAAUGGUUCUUAUCUGCCGUCACAUUCUAUGUUUCUAUGUUUUAAAACUAUACACAAGGUAUAGCCAAAAUAUGAUGCUCUUUCAAAGGAGCAUAAGUGUACUUUAAACCUAUGUGUAUGGUGAACUUUGUAAGUGACUAAAUUACUUUAAAAGGAAUUUGAAUCUGUUGUAUCAUUUUAAAUUUGUAUUGUAUAGGACAUGUGAGAAACACUGUGCGUUAAUGUGUUUAGUGAAGUUCGCCUAAAUUAUCAAGAUAUACAUUUAAACUUAGGGCAGCCAUUGUCUCACUCAGAACAAUAAUAUAUGGCUUCACUAUCUGUCUCAUCUCAUCUGACAAAUACAGUGUUUAUUUUCCCUUUCGGACAUGUAUCUCAAAAUAACCUGUUCUGUGCAAUUCACAAAUAUUAUUAGGUUGAUGGUGUUUAAAUCAUAUAAAUAUAGGAGUCAGUGGGCGUUUAACAAACGUCAGUGUUUACAUCUCACCUCUUUAAUCCCUUGCAGUGCAGCAAAUCAGUUUUGAACUAUUUUCCAAAAUCAUUUUCCUGCAAGACGCAUUAAUUUGAAGCAGAGCAGACUCUGGGAAGUAUUGUCUGGAAAGGUCAUAGUUUUUAUACAAGAGACUAUUACUCUGUGGGCCUACCACUGUUUUUCCUGCAUGUGCAGUGAUUGCUGCAAAUUAAAUCUAGAAAAGUGCCCAGCCUUUAUUUUGUAACCCUAUCUCUGCUGUCUAUUUUUUUUUUAUUUUUUUAUUCCAUUAAAGAAACUAGAAGGGGAGAUUAGACAUGGUUACUUAUAAAUACCGUCAUAUAAGGUUCUAAGCCUCAAGCCUAUGAGAUAAGCAAAUUAAUAUGGGGCUUAACUUCUUAGACUGAACGUUCCCCUGGGUACUACCUUGACUCUUUCUAAUUACCUCACUAUCUUUUUAUUUCUUUUAAAAAUAAUUCCAGAUCACUCAUAUGCAAUUGAAGGCUGCUGACACAAAACUAAUAAAAACAUAUUGAUCCAUUUUGUUAAGGCAAGCUUGGACAAAUAUCAAGCGAAAGGCAAAUACCAGAUCUGAACUAUAGAAAUCUCUUGUCCUAUAUUGGCAUACUCUCUAAACAUUUACAAUAAUCCUAGGAGCAGUUCUGUGUUUUUUUUUUUUUUUUGGUGUUUUUUUUUUUUUUUUUGUUGCACACAUUGUUACAGGGUUAUUCAGUAAAAUGAGAAUUGUCAGAAAUACAUAUUGAAUUUCAAUAUUGAGGCGGAACUGAAAUCCCAGCAGACUUUGAGAAUUUUUACAAUAAGCUUAUUUUUGCCUUAAAGUGAACCAGUUAUGAGAAAAACAACAUAUCUUAAAUCGCUUCUAUACACAUUGAAUACACCAUAUAUCAUAAAGAUACAUGGUGUAUUCAUUGUAACAUAUAAAGGUUUACUUACUUUUUCUUCAUUCCAGUGCUGGUUUGUGGACGUUACUCUUCGUGUAAUCCCAACAACUGGACCUUCCUCUCCUAGUCCUCUGCUCUGCCUUUGUUCUUCUUUGAUUUGCCCUGCUUGGGACGCAGGGCAAAUCUUGUUGGUGACGUUGGCGUGCUUGCUUCGUUGGCAGAGUGCUGGUGUCAGUAAGAGUGAACCCUAUCACCCAAGCCAGCACUUUAGAUUGUGCUAGCAGUUUUGCUAGAAAAUGUAUAGAUUAAGAGAAAAGAAAUAUUUCCGUAGCAACCACAGUGCGUAUGGGAGGAGAGCAGAAAGACCUCCUGUAAGAGAUAAUUUUUGCUCUUCCUUGUAGGUAUGUGUGGAGGCAUUAACUGACCGCUUAGAGGAAAAAAAUAAAAAUAAAUAAAUAAAUAUAUAUAAUGUAUAUAUGUGUGUGUGUGUAUGUUUUUCUCUUAAACUAUACAUUUGCUAGAACAAUGAAUAGAUACAAUUGUAUACUUCAUCUAAUGAGCACAGAUUGUUUGUGGCAUGACAGUUGCCCUUUAAAUUUCAAAGACACUUUGCAUUUUAAACAGUUUACACUUUGAAUAACCAUAUGUGAUUUUAAACGAAUAUAUAUAUCCAGGGUCAAACUCCACAUUCUUUCUAGUUUGUAAUAAAAGUGGGUGAUCUGUGACAUUUGGUAAACAUUCUCUGUUAUUUGUUGAACCAAUGUGUAUAUUCAUUCUGCCAAAUUUUCUCCAAUGAAACCAAUGCAUAAUAUUUGACAGGUCUUAGAAAUUCCCAUGCUACUAGCCAGUCAUUAAACUUUAUUUGCAUACCCUACAGGGGUAAAUUUCUAGGAUGAAUAGAUAUCACAUUUAUGAGGAUAGCAUGUGUAGGGAGGGAUACCUAAAUGUUAAAAUUAUUUAGAGAGAGAGAGCAAUCAUUCCACAGUAGAGGCAGAUGUAUAAUUUCUGUCACACAACAGUGUGACACAAACAAAUAAAAAUAUCCUGCUUAUGUGUAUUCAUAGUACGUUUAGGACUGAAAGUUCCACAAAAAAAAAAUCAGAAUGAGAAAAUGGGGGAGAUUUAUUAAAGUGUUACAAUCCUUUUACAUUUAGUAAAUUAUUCAUAAUCAAUGUAUGAAAUCUUCCUGAAUUUGUUUUUAUUUGGUUUCCAUCUGUAGCAUGUUUGAUUUGUUUUUGCAACCUAACUGUAAUUUUGUAAACGUACACCAUCGGUGGCAGUAUUCUAAAAAGGAAAUUUCAGCAAAAAAUUGUGGAAUUUACUUUAAAGAAAACUGUCACUUUUUAGGUUACUUUAAAGGGAUGUUAUAGGCAUUACACUAAUUUUAGCUUAAUAAAGCAAUUUAGAUGUGUAGAUCGUGCCACUGCAGUCUCUCUGCUCAAUUCUCUGCCAUCUAGGAGUUAAAUCACUUUUUUGUUUCUGCAGCCUCAGCCAUACCUCCCUGGUGGUGACUGACACAGCCUGCAUGAAAAAUUGUUUAAUUUUCAAUCACGUGUUAAUUUGCUUUAGAAGGUUUUAUAGCCAACUCUGCAAAUUGAACUUUAAUCACAGACAGGAGGCUCCUGCAAGGUCUAUUCGGCUGUAGAGUAAUUCUAGAUUAAACAGAAUGUGCAAUAAAUAAACUUUAAACAAUAGAAUAUAUCUGUUUACUGGAAGUAUUUUUGAAGGCCAUGUAUUCACAUGCAGCAAGGAGGUUGUUAGGGCUGCAUUAACAAAUUGAUUAAACUCCUAAAUGUUAGAGAAUUGAGCAGCGAGACUGCAGGGGCAUGAUCUAUACACCAAAACUGCUUCAUUAAGCUAAAGUUGUUCUGGUGCCUAUAGUGUCCCUUUAAUAAAUCUGAUGCUGUUGGGAACUAUUUUUUGAACAAGGUGCAAGUUUAAGCUCUAUAUAUUAUACUUAAAAAAUAGGUAAGUGGGAAGAUGAUAAAUGAAUUUGUUUAGCAAUACAAUGUGUUUAUUUGUAUUAUAUUUAGUUUUUUUUUUUUCUGUUUUUGUUUUUGGUGCAGCUACUACUGUAAUGUUUGUGACUGUGUGGUAAAAGAUUCAAUCAACUUCUUGGAUCAUAUCAAUGGCAAAAAACGUAAGUUUAAAAUAAUAAAUUUUGUAAUACAAAAUAUAUUCUAAAUGUUAACUUUUUAGCUUAACAUAAUUUAUCCAUGUGUACGUUGGUGGUACAAUGUAUUCAUUUUUUAAUUUCUCUAUGGAAGGCAACAAUCGAUACUAAACUUGUGAAGGUACAAAAAAAAAUUGUGUAUGAAUUGAGUAUUGUGCAAACUGUAUCUACCUCUUCCAAGUGAAAGUGAGCUAUUAAAGGAACACUAUAGUGACAGCAAUAGACAUGCAUUUCUGUCACUAUUUCUCUUUAAAACACUAUUUAGGUGACCGUGCCCCUACAUUGUAUUCAGUGUAAAAGGUGAAUUUACUCACCUUUAUUCCAGUGUCAUGUAUGUUUGUCAUGGCUGGCACUGCCCUUGUUCCGCUUCCUUGGUUGAGAUGACCAAAUUUGACAACCUCAGCCAGCGCUCCACCAAUCAGCAUCUCCUCAUUGAGAUACAUUGAAUCCUCAGGAGGAACGUUCAGCGCCUUCAUACACAGCGUGGAACCGCUGAACGUCCGUGCUGCAUAUAUGCACCUCUAGAGGACAUCUUAGUGACUGGCACUAGAGUUGUUACUAGGCAGCAAUGUUUUCUCUGAAAAGGCAGUCUUUACAUUAAAUAGCCUACAGGGACAGGCAGUAGACUACAUUAAGCUGUAGUUCUGGUGACUAUAGUGUCCUUUUUUUUCAAAGGAGCACUCAAACACCAUAACCAUUACAGCUCACUCUGUUUACAAUGGGGGAGGUGUUUAGAAUAAAUUUGAAUAUAGGUUGCUUCAUUAAAGUAACAUUUCAAGCGCUUGAAGUACCAUAACCACUGCUGCACACUGUAGCAAGAGCUUCCAGCUCUCGAAAGAGGAAGUUAGUGGCACUUGGCAGACACCAAGGAAGUUGGCAAAUGGUUUGACUACUUAUUGGGGAGAUGCCAUGGAUCAUAAACAUCACAGCACUCUGGAGUGGUUAUUGUAUUUGCAGUGUUCCUAUAAAUUAAAAUUUUCAACUACUUCUCAUUUUGCUGCAUAGGACCGUGUAUUAAACUACAUAUAGAUGACAAGCCUCAAUUUGCAUAUGAAUAGCCACGUUCCUUACACUAACCCUGUCCUGUAUUGAGACUCAACUACUCACGUUUACAAUGUGUAACUGUCUUAAAGAACAGCUGUCACCUCAAAAAUAGUUUUAAUAUGAUGAUCUCUAUAGUCUCUACGGUCUUUCCUGCUUCUGUGCAAAUAAGAAAAUUGAGACUUUAGGUUUUCAAACCGUAUCUGACCAAAGUUGCAUUUAUAUGGUUGAAGGACCCUGUCAUAAAAAGUUAAGGAUGAGUUUUCUCCGUUUUUUCCCCAUAUAAUUUAAAAAUAAAAAUAUAUGCUUUCUUUCAAUACUUGAUAAAAGGAUUAUGUUAAAUAUAUUUGAAGUGACAGUUGUCCUUUAAACUUUCACUCUGCUUCCUCCUCUGCUGCCGAUCAGAUGUGUCCAUCUUGUCCCAAUGGCUGUGUGUUGAUAAGUACGAGUACACUGUGGGCUGCUAGCCUUAUUCAGUUAUUGUAGGUAGGUAUGUGUGCACUGUAGUUUAAGGGGGCUGCGUGUUACUUAGUUUAGGGUUGCCUCAGUGAUUAACUGGGACUACUUAUAUGCAAUCUUAAUACUGUAUAUACAUGGGUGUGUUAUAUCCUGGUUGGGUGAGUGGUAACCAAUAUAUUAAGUACAUGUAAAUAUUAUCACUUGGGAAUUGCCUUCAUUAUGGAGAAAUGUCUUUAUUUUAAUUUUAUUAUGUAACCUUUAAUGUGAAUAAGCACUAUAUAUAGGAAUUAAGGGAUGCUGUCAGGGGGGGGUGACCUAAGGCCACUAUAGGUUUAGGAAUAAAACUGUGUAUUCAUAACACUAGAGAAUCCCAUUAAAUCAUGGGUCCUCAAACUCCGACCCCCCAGAUGUUGCUGAACUACAACUCCCAUGAUUCCUUGGCUAUCUAUGUAAUUCAAAGAAUCAUGGGAGUUGUAGUUCAGCAACAUCUAGGUGGCCGGAGUUUGAGGACCCAUGCAUUUAAAUCAUAGAGGGAAUUUAUGGAAAACAAGUUGCCUUAUGGUAAACAUGUGGAUGGAAUCUGCUGUUUUCCUAAACUGCAGAUACAAGUGGCUAUAUAAAUAAGUAUGCUCUUACAUUUUUAUUUCAUUAAGAAAAAAUUCUUCCCUUUUUCUAUAGCGUGAGAGUAGUUGAACUUUAAUUCUUCACACAUAAAACAACGGCUGUUUCUCUUUGCCAUUUUUAUUAGAAAGAAGUACAGAGGAACACACGUGUCCCUUUAUGUCUUCUAAUCUAUGCGGUCCUAACCUACAUCUCUCUUAAUAUUUUGCGAAUUAUAUUUAAUUUGCAAUCCUGAAUACCUGGGUUACUGCUAAAGUGUAAUGGUAAAAUGAGUUACAGAAUCUGUUGGCACUAUAUAAAAGGCAAUAAUAAUAAUGAGCUAACAACUCCCAGCAAAUGUUGCUCGAGAGUGUUUUAGAAAAUGGCAGGAGAAUUGUGACUAACUCAUGGCUAACAAAGGCUGAGGAUUAGCAGUUGAUGCCGGUACUACAACCAAUUAUUUGCAUUUUGGUGGGGUUUUAGUGUAUUUUUUUAUUUUUUAUUAUUGAUUUAAUGUCUUAAGCAUUAUCUGGAAAAGGGUCCAAUAUUGGACUGUUGUAUCCAUCCCGUUUGUGGUGACCGGGUAUCCUGUUCCACUGCUCUUAUUCGCGCAGAUUUGGUUGAUGAAAAAUCACAAGGAUAAAUGUGACUGAAAAGUUAAUGUGUAUAUAAUCCAAUAAAGUCCAUUACCAUUUAUGAUAUUUUUUAACAAUAGAGGUAAUUCCAGUGAGGUGGGCCCUAUGUAAUUUUUAUUUGGAGGCCUAACCUCACUUUUUCUAUUUUUCAAGUGUUGAUGUUAAUUGGGUUCAUGCCCCUUAUUACCUCGGUAAUCUUCUCUAUGGCAACAGUGUAGGUUUUUCCUACAUCUGAAGCAGUAUCCUCAGUGUAUAUAAUAUACAAUGUGUAUUAUUUUUAAUGUAUUUACUUGGCACAUCCUGUGAUUGGCUUUGGCAAAUAUAUUUAAUUAGAGUUGUAAUCAGUAAGCCAUGCCAAUGAGCUAUUUUUGCAUAGUGUUAUUUUAUUGCUGCUAAUUCUGCCCUCGUAUAUUACUAGCUUAUCUUAAUAUUUUCCCAAAUAAUACAUUUAUAUAUAUCUACAUAGUCAGAAGAUGUGUUGAGAAAAAUGUCAUACCCCAUAGUCUCGUUCCUCCCAUAAACCCUCAAUUUGCAAGUUGCCAAGCAACAGCAUGUGGCAGUGUUUAAUAUUAAUAUAGUCCUGUACUUGUCAAAUGACACUUAUGGCAAACCUUAGAAGUCAGUUUUUACCAGACAGUAUUCUGCUAGUAAUUGGAAGGGGACAUGAAUGCACAUGUUUUGGUGUUUAACUGUUCUAUGCAGCAUUAUGAACAUCAAAAAGGAAAGCAGGGCCAUUGCAGUACACACUCCUCUUUUAAAAUUGCUAUUUUUCCAGACUUAUAAAAUGAGGACAUUACAGAUAUCUCCUGUUACCUUCUGUUAAAUUGUUCUUUUUGACAUGUGACUUUUUCCUUAUCGCUUGGUUAUAAUGUGCAAGAAAUGUCAUUAUACUGAGGCAGUGUGCCUUUUUAUGCACAGUCUGCUUUGCAAUAUUCACGGAUUGUCACUUAGAAAGACCCACUAGGGUAAAGCUAUUGUCAUAUAUGUAUAUCUAUAAUAUCAUUUUUAUGUUUGAGUAUAUUCUUCAUGGGGAAUGCUUGUUAUAUAUUACAUUUGUACAUUCCUCUUUAGAAUGUGCAAAGCUUUCUUUCAAGAGCUUAUUGUGAUAUUUCUGCAUGAUUCUUUUUUGUAUGUCCGUAUUGUAAUUUAAUUUUCUGCGAUUUCUGCCCUGUAAUUUCUACAUUACUCAUACUGAAUAAUUGGAAACAUAACUCAUUAAAUAGCAUGUUAAAUCUCAGAAAUAUAUAUAUAUUUUUUUUAAUAGAGCUGAUUAAUAGUGAAAGGGACACAUCCUAAGUGCCUUAAAGGGUUACUCCUACCCUUUUAAUUACUAAUAUUGUGUGUGUGUGUGCGCGCAAUGCCACAUUGAGCAUUGCUAAUAGGUGUCCCCCACCCCUCCUUAACACCUGCUUAAAAAGAAUUCUAAAAAACUUACCUGGAAUUCAGCACUCUGCUAAGCUCCCUCCUUUAAAUAAAUAGCAUUAAAAAAAAAAGUCACUAAUCCCUUUCUUCACUCCUGUUGCCCUUAUUUUUUUUUUUUUUACACAUUAUCUAUUGGGCACUAUUAAAUAGGUGCUUCCCACAUGCAAUAAAACCUGCUUAAAACAAACAAAAUAUUUUACUUACCUAGAAUCCAGCGCUGGGCAAAGCGCUUGGCUCUGCCUUCCUCCCGGCGUCACCAAGGUCCAUCAUUCAGUUUGAGCCUGGGAGGGAUGUGGAAAAAAAAUACUUAAAAAAAUGUUAAAAAUAAAGCCAUAUUUAUCUGUUAGGAAGGGAGAGACCAGAAAAUAAAGGAGGGAGGAGACUGUUAUGGGCUGCCAAAGUCACAUGUGCUAGGGGUUGUAACUAGCUCCUGGCACACAAGUACACAUACAGCCACCAUGACCACUUCUAAAAGUAGAUGUCAUGGUGGUUGGAUUAACCUUUUAAACGUGUGCUUCAUAGCUCAUGGACCAACAACCAUUUGUCAAUGCGUUGUUUGUUAUAUUUGUUAUUGUAAAGACGACUAUAAAUAGGAUGGCACAGAGGGGAUGGUAGAUCUAACAGGUGCAGCAAUCAUCAAAACAAAUCCUGGUAAAGAUUUGAACAGAAAACAUACAGUAGUGAUGUUAACUGUGCAAGUAUCUUUACUCAUAUCUGUUUGGUCACUGUUGUGCACUAGUUAUUAAUAUUAAUACACUUAAUAUGCACCUUAAUUAAUAACACUGAUGCAUAUAUGUUCUUCAUAGGAGGUCCACAGUGAAUGUUAUUAUUACUACUAUUAUUGUUGAGCACCAUCACUACUGUAUAUUUGUUAUUGUACUCUACUUUUGCUUCUCAUUUGUUAACCAAUCAGAGCCCAUACUACAAGUAUACACUGAACAAAAAUGGCACAUUAAUUCUUAAAGGUACACUAUAGUUGCCAAAACAGUGUUUACUUAAUGAAGCAGUUUUUGGUACAUAGAUCAUUAAUCUAUACAACAAAAUGGCUUCAUUAAGCUAAAGUUCUUUUGGUGACUAUAGUGUUCCUUUAAAAUCUAUAUUAAUGAGAUACAUAUAUUUAUAUAAAGGUGCGUGUGUGUGUGUGUGUAUGUAUAGUGUGUAUAAACAGUGUUUGAGUGCCGGUCUACCUUAUUGCCUGAGAAUCCCGGGAAACCUUUGUUCAUGACAAAGGGCCAAGGGUUAGCCAGUGCCAGUCUACAUGUCCAAAAACGUAGGUAAAACUUGAAAUUGGGAGGAGGAGAGAUAACAUUUUCAAAUAUUAAAUUCCUUGUGGUCUGGAUUACACCAAUUAAAGUAUGUGAUUGCUCACCGGUGACACUUUUGCAAGAAAUUGGACAUUUUGACAUUUUCUUUUGAAGACACUGCAUUAUAAUAAAUGUGCUGCUCUUUAUCAGGUGAGGCAGGCAUUGGGUGCUCUGAGCAAUCAAUAUGGCACUAUUUAAGGAUGUGCUCUGUGGUGGUCUUAGAUAUUGUGUUGGUUAUUUCAAUAAUUUUACAUUUCUUUUCUGUGUCUCUCCACCAUCACCCUCACUUUCGGUUUUGGAUUGAUACGGAAGCAAAAAUGUAAAACUGAAUACUCUUUUCUACAUAUCAAAUAAUCCUCAGCUUUAUGAGUAGGGGAGAUAAUGGGAAAUAUAGUCCAUAAACAUUGACUGUGCAGGGGCAGACUUCAGUGGCCUGAACAGCAGUCUUUUAAAACAGGGAUUCUAUAAAUUAGCCAUUCAGAACAUUCGUUUUUGGGUUCUUUAUGGAAUUUUUCAUGUUCCUUCUUGUAUGUAAAAUAAGGGCAAUUAUCCUGACCCACAACUAGCUUUGUCUUCAUGACAAAUAAUGCUUGUGAUAAUUAUAUGGUAUUGCAGAUGGUAUCUAUAAUUAGUAGUGGGGUGGUAAAUUAAAUGAACAUAGUGGAAUACACAUUUAUACUAUAAACUUGAUUGCUUUUUCAUGAGGUGAGCAAAUUAAUUGACAGAAUGUUUCUUUUAAAUCAAAGUGAUCACUCUUUACAGACUCUCAACUAGAUGUUUAUGGUGUCUUUAAGUGCAUAUACUCUAACCCUCUCAUUGGCUACCUAAACCAAUAUUAUAACUGGUGGCAUUAAAGGACCACUUCAGCUUAAUGAAGUGGUCUGGGUGCCUGGUCCAGCUAGGGUUAACCCAUUUUUUUUUAUUUUUUAUAAACAUAGCAGUUUCAGAGAAACUGCUAUGUUUAUAAAUCGGUUAAUCCAGCCUCUAAAGCCUCUAGUGGCUGUCUCAUUGACUAUGAAUACUUUCCUAUGAGACACGCUGAAUGCGCUCGCAGCUCCUGCCGCGCAUGCGCAUUCAGCCAGAGAGGAGGAGGAGAGCUCCCCGCCCGGCGCUGGAGAAAGGUAAGAUUUUAACCCUUUCCUCUCCCCAGAGCCCGGCGGCAGGGGGAUCCUGAGGGUGUGGGCACCCUUAGGGCACUAUAGUGCCAGGAAAAUGAGUGUUUUCCUGGCACUAUAGUGGUCCUUUAACAUUCAGAAAUUGAAAUCAAUUUUGUUUAUGUAGCCCAAGCCACGGAUCCUUUCCUAAACACUUCAUGCAAGGAGUGGUCUCGCUUUAAAACUUUCCCUUUGAACAUUGUGUUUAAUUUAAAAUGUAUCUCCUUCUUUAAGUCUCUGCAGCAGUGGCUUUGCAACAGUCCCAGCCUAUGUUUGUUUAACUGUUAAUUUACAAGUCUCAGACUUCAAUUCUUGCUGUUGUAUAUAGAGAACCACCUACAGAUUAGACCGCAUCCAAACCUCCAAAAAGUGAAACGUGAAACAAAUGCUUAACAACUAUUACACUGAAGUCUGACGUUUUAAUGAGGUAAAGAAUUUAACCCCUUAAGGACCAAACUUCUGGAAUAAAAGGAAUCAUGACAUGUCACACAUGUCAUGUGUCCUUAAGGGGUUAAACAAUAAAAUCUUACUUUUUUUUUUUGGACUGCCUCUCGUCUGAGAAUAUCCAGAGUAUUUCCAAGUAGCAACAGCCAAGCUGAUUUCUACAUUUUUUUUUUAAAUAACUCCUAAAAGCACAGCCCUCUAGGAAUGAUCACCUGAGAGGGUCCAGUGCUUGUUAACAUACAGUACCUUAUUAACAAACAAUCCAUAAUCUUGCAAUGGCUAAGAAUCUGUAGUGUCAGUCAUAUGCUUUAGCUGAAGAGCGUACUUUGCAAACCAUCCUCUGCUAUUGACCCUCUACUCUGUUUAGCAGAGUCCAUUGUUUUACCGCAGUAACCCUCUUGGAAAUUAGUAGCAGAGUGUGUCCGUUGCAAACAGUAAAUGCAAUUUUCUUUACAUAUCCUGAGAUACAACUCCCUUAAAGGGACACUCCAGGCACCCAGGCCACUUCCAUGUCCAUUAAACUUAGUGCUGCAGUUUGAACAUUGCAGUUCCAGAGAACUACAAUGUUUACAUUGCAGCUCUAAGUCUGCCUUCUGUGGCUGUCUAACAGACCGCCACUACAGGGCUUCCGGAAUCCAAACCGACCUUUGGUCCGUUAUCUGACGCUGGACACGUACCUCCAGCAUCAGAUUUUCCACAUAGGAAAGCAUUAAAUAAUUCUUUCCUAUGGGGAGGUCUAAUGCGCCAGCGUGGCCACUUUAACCCAUUAGGCAACAUGGGUUGGGGGGCGGAAGGGAGGGGAGCAUUGCAGGAUCCUGCAAUGCCAGGAAAACUGGUUUGUUUUUCUGACACUGGAGACUCCCUUUAAAUCCAAGGUUAAUAUCUUUUGGUCAUGUCAACAGUUUUAGGCUGUAAAUAAAAGUACCUGGGCACACCUGAGGGUUUCUUUUUAAAAGGCAGUUUUAUUUGAAACACUGAAAUGGAGACAAUGUUUGGCUCCUACAUGAGCCUUGGUCAAGUCAUGACAAAGGCUCAUGUAGGAGCCAAAACGUGAUUUCCAUUUUUGUGUUUUUAAAUAAAGACUGCCUUUUAAAAAGAAACAAUCAGCUGUGCCCAUAUACUUGUAUUUCCCACCAAAAGAUUUCUGUAGGAACUUGUACCACCCUGUUGGAAGUAACCCCUCUGUUAAGUGUGUGCCAUCUUCUUCAAUUGCAAACAGAAGUUUUAGGCAGAACAUUCUACUGGCAGUUAUAUUGUUUGUUCUACAUGCAAGAGAAGAAGGUAACAUAGGUACUCAAGUUUUAAUUAAAGAUAAAAAUCUAUUUUAUGCAUAUUUUACAAACCAUCUAUUCCCCUUUCAGAUCAAAGGAACUUGGGAAUGUCUAUGAGAGUAGAACGUUCUACACUAGACCAAGUAAAGAAACGAUUUGAGAUUAAUAAAAAGAAGAUGGAAGAAAAGCAAAAAGACUAUGACUUUGAGGAGAGAAUGAAAGAAUUGCGGGAAGAGGUAUGCAUGGUUGGCUAGAGUCAAAUAAUUGGCAGAUAUGUGUGUUUGAAAGUUUGUAUAUUGUAAGUCCUGUUACUUGGAUAUGGUGGAUAAACUGCAUUAUUUAAUGUUUUCCUCUUCUCUGCACAGUGGAAAUCUGGGGACUAUAUGGCAGAAUUACAUUGAUAAAACAAGUGUAAUUUUUACUUUAACAGUACAUUAUUCAAGGUACCAUACCAGGGAUCCCUGUGGGGGAACCUUGGUUUGUGUAAAACUGUUUGGCAGAGAAGCGGGUGAUGAUGCCAUUAGCGGCCAGCACCACAACCUCUACAACACCAUUGGUGAGAAGAAAUACACCCCUGUUGGUUAUCUGAUUUGUUCAGUUGUUAGCCCAGGUCUACCUGCAGUGCUGUGAUUGACAAUACUUAGCUAGAAAUAUUCCUCCUGCUCUCUUCGUAACCUAGUGCAUUCGCAUUGUAAUACUGAUAUUCAAAAGGGUAGUGAGAGGUAUUUCAGCCUUACAUUGCACUUUUGGAAAGGUGUCGGUUUUUACGGAUUAAGUAGGAGCUGUGCCUAUUGCAUGUGGUGGGUUACAGAUUUCGUCAAGAAAAAGGGAAGGUCUCUAAUUUAUGUCUGGUCCACCACCAGGUUUAGCAUGUAGUAGCAGGGCACAUUUCCAUCCUACACUAGCUUGUCUUCUUUUCCCUUAGUGAUGUUGCAGCACUGUUUACUAAUUUUGGUUAUGUUGCUGCAUCACCUGUACUUCCAGUGCCCCAGGAUCACAAUAAAGGUUAUGUUAGAAACUGAAAUGUCGAUCUGGGAAGAAACCCUUUUGGAAAUACUUGUGAUGAUAAUAGUGCUGUAACUUUCUGACCAUGAAAAAGAAAAAUCAAGAAAAAUAUAGAGAUCAUCAUUGUGCUCACAGGAAAUCCAGGCAUAGAGCUAGUAUUCACGAGAUCCCUGUCCUCGUGUCAGUCUGCUUUGGGGAGUAAACAGAGGCCUGAGCAGCGAGAAACACAUGGGAAAACAGAAUUUAAAUUUAGCAAUAAAGUUUGCACAGUUUUAAAAAUACAAUCAUCCAUCUAUCUACAGUAUCUCACAAAAGUGAGUACACCCCUCACAUAUUUGUAAAUAUAUUAUAUCUUUUCAUGUGUCAACACUGAAUAAAUUACACUCUGCUACAAUGUAAAGUAGUAAGUGUACAGACUGUAUAACAGUGUAAAUUUGCUGUCCUCUCAAAAUAACUCCACACACAGCCAUUAAUGUCUAAACUGUUGGCAACAAAAGUGAAUACACCUGUGACGAUCUGAACUUUUUUACUGGUUCUUGGAGGAGCCUGCUGGCCAGCCUCUUACCCUGUGACUAAGGCCCCUGCAAUAGACCUGGCUAAAAAAAACUUUAAAAGGCUCGGUUCAUGUGAAGUAUGUACUUUUGUACUCCAGACAGAGAGACCGACCGACCGACCGACCGACCGUUAGCACUAAUUCUCUGGAACUGUUUUGGGCAUGAGACCACGUGCACGGUCGGUUAAAAAUAAGACUCACAGGAAAUUCCUGAACCCCUGAACUGAUCUGGGUGAUUUUUGGAUAUGUUGGUCACCCAGAUCAGGGCUAUCAGGGGAUGUAACAUUUGUGGAGGUUUUAUGUAUUUUUAUAUUACUUUUGGGGUGUUUAAAUUUUUUUUAUUUAUUUUUUUUUAUGUGCUUGGAAAUAAUUGGAUUAGAAUGAAUACAGUUACUUAUCCAAUUAUCUCCCAAGCAGAGGGGAGGGAUGUGUGGGAGUGCCUUACAUUGUAAAUGUGUUAUUGAUUUGUAAGUUUGUGUCCCUGCCCCAACAAGGUCCAUGUGGGCAUACACCUUGCUUGGGGACUUGCAUAAAAUACUUUUCAUGAAGUCUUGGCUCAUGUUUGGGGGAUUGGAGAACUACAUUCACUCUGGGGAUUGCUAUAUCACAAUACUUCCCUGAGUAUAAUCACUAGCUCUUAUAAGAGCUGUUCCUGCUAUACAAGUGUGUCUUGCAUACAGGCAUGGUGGUGGGAGUGUCAUGGUCUGGGCCUGCAUGAGUGUUGCUGGUACUGGGGAGCUACAGUUCAUUAAGGGAACCAUGAAUGCCAACAUGUACUGUGACAUACUGAAGCAGAGCAUGAUCCCCUUCCGAUCGGACAUAACGACCCCAAACACACCUCCAAGAUGACCACUGCCUUGCUAAAGAAGCUGAAGGUAAAGGUGAUUGACCAUCCAAGCAUUUGUCCAGACCUAAACCCUAUUGAGCAUAUGUGGGGCAUUAAGGCAGUGCUUGAAAAAAAAUGGUGACCACACAAAAUAUUGACACUUUGGGCCCAAUUUGGACAUUUCCACUUAGGGGUGUACUCACUUUUGUUGCCAAUGGUUUAAACAUUAAUGGCUGUGUGUUGAAUUAUUUUGAGGGGGCAGCAAAUUUAAACUGUUAUAUAGGCUGUACACGUACUACUUUACAUUGUAGCACAGUGUCAUUUCUUCAGUGUUGACGCAUGAAAAUAUAUAAUAAAAUAUUUACAAAAAUUUGAGGGGUGUACUCAAUCAGUACGGUACUUACAGUAUCUCAUAAAAGUAAGUAAGAGUAGUAUUUAUAGCCUGGCUGUAACAUCAAUGUUUCAGCAUCCAGUCUAGUUUGUGCAAGUUUUAUUUUUUUUAUUCCCAUCUUGCUGAAUAUCUGUUGGUUUUAAAAUUGUGUAUAUAGCCUUUGCUCUUGAGCUUUCCCAUCAUAUCCAUCAGUAUUGUGGUAAAAGUUCUACAACAGCUGGAGUGCCAAGGUUUGUCAACCACAUUGUAAACAAUUAGUACUGAGGAGGCCCGUUAAUCUGUUUAUUAUAUCAUUUUUGCUUUCCUUCUGCACUUCCCACCCCCCUCAUUUGUUCCUUCUUACUGCUUUUAGGAAGAAAAAGCACGUGCAUAUAAAAAAGAAAAGCAAAGGGAGAAGAAGAGGAAAGCAGAAGAAGAUCUCAACUUUGAAGAAGAUGAUGAAAUGGCUGCUGUUAUGGGUUUCUCAGGUUUUGGUUCCUCUAAAAAGGGACACUGAUGUGACUUUAAGACAACAUUCUUAUUACCAAGCAGUUUUGAUUUUUGUUUCUUGUCUUUUUAUAUUGAACCAGAGCAUUUUUAAAUUCUUUCCAUGCCUUAGCUUGCAGCACAGGAUUAUGGGAAUUUGAACAGAGCUACUGUAAACAUUCUCACUGACCAAUACUGUGAAGAAGCCUUCUUUGUUCUUGUAAAAAAAACAUAUUAACCAUUUUCCUAUGGGGCCUUCAAAGGCCUAGGUUUUUGUUUGAUAAAAAAUUAAUUCAUGAUCAUAUGUGACCGUUUAAACUGCCAGCAUACAAAUUUAAGAACUGGGUAAAAAUUGCUAAAACAGCUUUUAAUUGUUUACAGUUUGUUUUUAAAACUACUAGAGAAGGCUGUUCCAUAAACCAUAAAAGCUUUGUUUAAUAUAAAAAGACUGUUUUAUUGGUUAUUUGAGGACUGGCAACUCCAAGGCCACGAGAAUUUUGCUUAGUUUUUUUUGGAUUCUAUUUUUCAUCCGGACUGUCUUUUUUGUUUGUUUCUUUUACUGCUUACAUGGACCUGAUCUCUAAAAUGGUGUGGUUCCUCACUUGCAGAUAAUAGUUUUCCAGGACAUCUGACAUGGGGACUCUACCAGUGAAGGACAUUAAAGUGUCACAUGUGGGUUUUAAUAAAAAAAAAAAAUUCUUUAUUUAUAAACUACCUAGUUAUGUAUUUUGUGUUUUUGGUUUGUUUGUUGUUUAUAUGGUUUUGUUUUUGUGGGGGAAUGUUUUUUUUUUCCUUUACCCAUACAUUUGGAAGUUAUACAUAAAGUUACUGCAAAGUUGUGAAUACAAUUAUAUACGAAGAACAUGAAAACAUGUUUAUCUAUUUAGUUAUAAAGUACAGCUGCCACUCCUAUAAAAGAUUGAGCCACUAGUCGAGUAUAACUAAGAAAAACAAUAUUAAUGUCAGGAGGGCGCUAUUGAAUUUGUUUUUCAAAGUUUUAAAGGUAAAACAGUCUACUUGAAUGAAUCACAUCUAUGUUUGCCUUUUCAAUGGCACCCUCCUUACAUUGUGUUUUUUUUUUUGUUAUACAUAAAGUUGUCAUAAGUAUACAUUUUCAUAGGUUGUGGAAAACUUUGGUUCAUAGUUAACCUUCCCCCAUCUGCUGUCAGUGAUUGUCACCGGCACAUAUAAUACAAUGUGAAUUAAAAAGAUGCAUGCCAAACAAGAUCCUGUUUAUGCCCUCAAUCUUGUGGGUUCUUGUAUAGAGCUUCUUUUUGUAAUUAAUAUGCAUACAAAAACAAAUGGUGAUAUUGGAGGAAGUUGCGGGGAGAAAAUGAGAAGACACUGUUUUUGCCUGCAAAGUAUGUUGAAUCAUUUUUUGGUGUGGGGUUUUUU
This is a messenger RNA of Pelobates cultripes (western spadefoot toad), 30516 nucleotides long. The record is from the annotation of a GenBank genome assembly. NCBI's taxonomy places the organism in Eukaryota, Metazoa, Chordata, Amphibia, Anura, Pelobatidae.